This is a messenger RNA of Notodromas monacha, 3438 nucleotides long. The record is from the annotation of a GenBank genome assembly. Lineage: Eukaryota; Metazoa; Arthropoda; Ostracoda; Podocopida; Cyprididae.
AAGCCGUUGGGGAAGGAGAUGUCGAGUCUGAUUUCAGCAGCAACUGCCUCAGCACAGACUGGCCCAAGGUUUCCACUUCCCAUCCCGGGUAAGGCAGUGGGGCACCACAGGAAUCGCAGUCUGGACUCUGCACUUCAGCUCCAAGAAAUACCCGAACAAGACAUACUAGUAGUGCUUCGGAUAAUGGACUUGUUGAGGAAGCCGUUGGGGAAGGAGAUGUCGAGUCUGAUUUCAGCAGCAACUGCCUCAGCACAGACUGGCCCAAGGUUUCCACUUCCCAUCCCGGGUAAGGCAGUGGGGCACCACAGGAAUCGCAGUCUGGACUCUGCACUUCAGCUCCAAGAAAUACCCGAACAAGACAUACUAGGAGUCCACUAUCCGAAGCAUAAAUUGGCGAAUGAUCUUCAAGGAGUCCACUAUCCGAAGCAUACAUUGGGGAAAGACAGGAUCUAUUUUUUGGAGGACAACCUCCAUGUAGUCCACUAUCCGAAGCAUAAAUCGGGGAAUGACCGGGUCCAAUUUCUGGAGGACAACCUUCAAGGAGUCCACUAUCCGAAGAAUAAAUUGGGGAAUGACCUUCAAGGAGUCCACUAUCCGAAGCAUACGUUGGGGAAAUACAGGGUCUAUUUUUUGGAGGACAACCUUCAUGUAGUCCACUAUCCGAAGCAUAAAUUGGGGAAAGACAGGGUUCAUUUUGUGGAGGACAACCUUCAAGGAGUCCACUAUCCGAAGCAUGAAUUGGGGAAAGACAGGGUCCAUUUGUUUUGUACGUGUGAGGCGUCCAUUAUGCGGAUAAAUUCUCCCCAGGGCAAGGACUGCGACAACAACACUGCUUCUUUGCCCGUGUCGAAGAAGGCUGAGGAUGAUGUUGCCGCCGAGUCUUGCGAAGGGAAGCAUCACAAGUCGUGGCUGUUGCGGUUUUUCGAGUGGGAGCACUUUGACGUGUCGUACGCAGUGACGUACUUGUUCAAGUCGAAAGAACCCGGGGUCCUGGCAUACAUUGUGAACCGUAUGUUUGACUUUGAGAAAGGCGCCGUGGAUUUCUAUCUCCCGCAGUUGGUGAACAUGUACGUGCAGAUGCCCGACGUGGCUGAGGCAUUGCAUCCGUAUCUGGUCGCCAGGUGGGUUCCGAGGGUGCUUUUGAAAAUACUACACCUUAAGUCAGACCUUACGCGGACCGAGAACCUAGCCUACGCACUGCCCAGCUCGGCGUUCACGGGCUCCAAGAAACGGUCGCACGGCGCGAAACUCAAGUCACUCAUCCUGUCUGACGAACUCCGACCGAAAAAGCCGCCGGCUCUCAAGCCCCACAUGCCGCCGAAGCGGCGUCCCCGCGGCGCCGGAACUGGAUGCGGUCGCCAACUCACUCAGCCCUCGAGGGAAGACGGGGACUAUGGUGCAGGGAAGAAGGGCCACCAGCGGUCGCGCUCUGACAUGUCAUGCCGCCGAAACGGCGUCCCCGCGGCGCCGGAACUGGAUGCGGUCGCCAACUCACUCAGCCCUCGAGGGAAGACGGGGACUAUGGUGCAGGGAAGAAGGGCCACCAGCGGUCGCGCUCUGACAUGUCGUGUUUGCAUUCCGCGAGGAAUGCAGGCAGUCAUGGAGGCGGAGGCGGAGGUGGGGACUGUGUGGACGAAAUGGAUGGCAGGUUGCCCGAAAGCAGGAUGCAAUGUGAGUUUGGGAAUGAGGUACAACCUGUCUCUGCCAGCUGUGAAACAAGCGGCAUCUAGUCUGGGCGACCUGAGCAGCGGGAAGGCCUUUGACAACGGGUGUGUCUGCUACUUGAUUGCCAAGAUGUCGCUCGGCACGGAUGCCAGUGACACGGAUCUCAUCGCAAACGCUUCAUGUCACUGUCACGCUCCACGUCUGAAACCUGAGCAAUUGUUUGUGGAGACGCUAGUGAGCAUUGGGAAGCGGUUGGGGACUCUUGGGUCCAAGGAUGCCAAGACGCAGGGAUUGAAUGCAGAAUUGUGCAAGUUGAACCUGAAUUUGCCUGCCAAAGUUUGGCUGCCAUUCCGUAGGACUCCACCACACUACAUUGUCCGCAUCCCGCCUCAAGCCGCAGUUGUGCUUAACUCUAAAGACAAGGCUCCUUAUUUAGUGUAUGUGGAAUGCGUGGACGUGGACAACGUGGAAACGUCGUUGGUGCCGCCGAAAAUGUCGACAGCCUCGUCGUCUUCCGCGUCUCGUCUCCGUCAAGUCCGGUCGGAAGAAAACCUGGCCUUGGAGGACUCGACGUCUGGCUCUUCGUCGUCAGCAGUGUCGACACCGCAAGUGGUGACGGUGCCGGGGACGGUCAGUGGGUCUGCGGGCGGCAUUGGGCCAGUGAGCAUGGACCCAGCUGGCCCGAGGCCGCAAAUAAAUGUUGUGAUAGACGACGAAUACGCGGAUUGUUGGUCGCAGGAAGAGGAUGAACUGUCUCGUCAAUAUUCCGCCAGGCUGACGCGGUUUACAGAAAGGGAUUCAGUUUCUCAGUUCAGCAUGGAAAGCAUAGCAAGUGGAGGAGGAUCUUCGGGGGCAUCCGAACCCGUGUACAUUGCAGCCGGGGAUGUGCGUCGUCGUCUCUCGGAAUGUACGUCCGCGGACAAGCCGGCGUUCAAGACGAGGGAUCCCGAGGAUCCUUCGGCGGCCGUGCUCAAGGAGCCCUAUGAGGAGAAGGUGGGUAGAGUGAGAGACGGUUCUCCUUAUGGACACAUUCCAACGUGGAGACUGGUGCCUGUGAUUGUCAAGUGCGGGGAUGAUUUGAGACAGGAGCUGAUGGCCCAGCAGGUCCUGGAGGUGUUUGCUGAGGUUUGGGCCCAAGAACGGGUUCCCUUGCGGAUACGGCCUUACCAUAUUGUGGUGUUGUCUCAAGACAGUGGCUUGAUCGAACCCGUGCUGAACACGAUGUCUUUGCAUCAGAUCAAGAAGCAUAGCGGGCAUUCCAGUCUGGUGCACUAUUUUUACUCGGAAUUCGGUCCCCAGAAUUCAGAGGCCUUCUUGAAUGCUCAGAGGAAUUUUGUGAGAUCUUGUGCUGCCUAUUGUCUCGUCAGCUAUCUCGUCCAGGUGAAAGACAGGCAUAAUGGAAACAUUUUGCUGGACACCGAGGGCCACUUGGUGCAUAUUGAUUUUGGUUUCAUUUUGUCAACGUCGCCGAAGAAUCUGGGCUUUGAAACGUCGCCUUUCAAACUGACUCCCGAGUUUGUUGAAGUCAUGGGCGGCAGAGAUUCAGACAUGUUUGAGUACUUCAAAAUCCUCAUGCUCCAAGGGAUGAUCGCGUUGAAGAAGCAUCACGAGAGGAUUUUGUCCCUGGUUGAAAUCAUGCGUUGUGGGAUGAUCGCGUUGAAGAAGCAUCACGAGAGGAUUUUGUCCCUGGUUGAAAUCAUGCGUUGUGGUUCUGUGGAUUUUGAAGAAAUUCUCGGCAGAAUCACACUGGAAACGGACAGCAGCUGGAAGUGA